This is a messenger RNA of Aphidius gifuensis, 1198 nucleotides long. It is a transcript of the gene trsn, whose product is annotated as translin. Gene Ontology annotation, molecular function: single-stranded DNA binding; sequence-specific DNA binding; RNA binding. The record is from RefSeq and is a predicted model, not a curated record. NCBI's taxonomy places the organism in Eukaryota, Metazoa, Arthropoda, Insecta, Hymenoptera, Braconidae. Gene Ontology annotation, cellular component: cytoplasm; nucleus. Gene Ontology annotation, biological process: RNA metabolic process. The transcript has 6 exons. The coding region runs from base 96 to 893 and encodes 265 amino acids.
CCACAUGCCUUAAUCAUGGAGGUGUAUAAACUCCAUGGCCUUAAUAUAAAAGCUCCACAAGCGCCACCGGUGGAUGAAAAAAGCCCUAAAUUGUAAUGCCCUGUGAAUACGGGUGCAGUUAUAUUAUAUUUGAGUGGUCACUCUUUCUAGACGUGACUGUACUGACAAGAACAAGAAUUUACCAGUUGCGUCUUUUUCUCAGAAACACUUCUGACGCAAGAGUUUACCUUCUAGUUUUAUUAUAUAAAGAUCACUUAAACCGUGAACAGGAAUUGCGUGAUGGAAUUCGGGAAAUCGUCAAAGAAAUUGAAAAAAGUGCGAGGGAUAUACUCAUAGUUCUUCAAAAGAUACACAACGAAAAUUCUAACGAACAAAAUAUAAUCGUUAGUGAUUAUUGUUCGAAAGCCCGAGAAUAUUUUGGAGAUAUCAGACAAUACUAUGCUAAGCUAUCAUCACUUGUCCCAAACGAGCAAUACUACCGGUUUAACGACAUUUGGCGUUUUGUGACGCAACGAUUAUGCUUCUUGGCAUCACUGACUGUCUAUUUGGAGAUUGGCGUUCUGGUUACAAAAGAAACAGUUGCUGAAAUUUUAGGAAUAAACAAUCAACGGGGAGAAGGAUUCCACUUAGACUUGGAAGAUUUUUUGAUGGGGUUGCUUCAAUUAUCUUCGGAAUUAAGUCGCUUUGCAGUUAACAGCGUUACAUCUGGAGACUACACCAGACCUAUUGAAAUUGCUCAUUUUGUGAAUGAGCUGAAUGCAGGAUUCCGGCUGUUAAACUUGAAAAAUGACAAUUUGAGAAAACGAUUUGACGCACUGAAGUAUGAUGUAAAAAAAAUUGAAGAAGUCGUUUAUGAUUUGAGUAUUCGAGGCUUAGUGAAUCCUGUGAAGUAGUUUCAUCAAGAAUAACAGUUGUCAAAUGAAUGUUUGGCUCGAAUUUGUUUACUUGUGUUUUUUUUGUAUCAUUGUUGAUUCAUUCAAUUACUAAACGUUGUACUCUUCAAGCUUUGAAUAAAAACAGAAUGAAAAAUUCAUCAAAAUAAAUGAAAUUGCUUUGCACUGCAUAAUAAAAAUAAAAAUAAUAAUAAUAAUAAUAAUAUUAUAUUCGAUUAAUAUAUUCGAUUUUACCUCCCUAAAUUACGUCAUAUCCCCCUACCUUCCUAUCUUUACUUUUCAGAGAAUUUUUUAGAGUCAACCCA